Messenger RNA from Penaeus vannamei (Pacific white shrimp), 1877 nucleotides. Lineage: Eukaryota; Metazoa; Arthropoda; Malacostraca; Decapoda; Penaeidae. The record is from RefSeq and is a predicted model, not a curated record.
CACUCGCGCGCAAACAUGGGGAUGCACACAGACACUAUAUUUUAUGUAAACGUAAUGACAUAUGCCAGAAAGAGUAGAGUAUUGUAUCUAUAUCCUAUAAUUUUUUUUUCAGAACAUAAAAUUGUAAUGGUUGGCCUCGACAAUGCUGGCAAAACGACCAUCUUGUACCAGCUCCUGAUGAACGAAGUCGUCCAUACUUCGCCCACCAUUGGCAGUAAUGUGGAAGAGGUCGUCUGGAAGAACCUGCACUUCAUCAUGUGGGAUCUAGGAGGACAGGAAUCUCUACGGUCGGCGUGGAACACAUAUUACACUAAUACAGAGUUUGUCAUCUUGGUGAUAGACUCAACAGACCGAGAACGCCUAAGCAUCACGCGAGAAGAGCUGUACAAGAUGUUGGCUCAUGAGGAAUUAUCACGAGCGGCAGUACUUAUAUAUGCCAACAAGCAAGAUGUGAAAGGUUCGAUGAGCGCAGCAGAGAUUUCACGGUUAUUAAACCUGACUUCUAUAAAGAAACAUAAGUGGCAGAUCCAAGGAUGUUGUGCAUUAACAGGAGAAGGCCUUUAUCAGGGACUAGAGUGGAUUGGAAGCACUUUAAAAAGCAAGUGACGAAACCAUAAGCCAAUAGUUACUAUCUCAAAACUGUGAUCGUCCUGAAGGGUGUAAGUGUAUGCGUGUGUGUAUUUGCAGGUUGCAAGGACAAAGGAGUCCUUCCUGUGAACUACAUGUUAGUGUUGUAACUAUGUAAAAUAAACAUCUUUUAAGAAAUUACAUGGCCAGAUGUAACUGGAGCAAGAUUAUCAGUUCAUUAUUAUUUUCUAUUUUCUUUUGAAACUUGGAAAACCUUUCUGCCAAGGCAGAUGUGUAUAUAUACAUAUGAUGCUGUAUAAGGUGGAAAUGUGUUGGACAGUGCUUAUACUUUGAUGGUCAUGAUGAUAUAUUACUAAGUGCAGUUCCAUGGACACAAGGCAGAAAGAAGAAAUUCCUCCGCAAGCAGAACCGCAAGUGCAAGGCUUGGAAUAAUAGGGUGGUGGAGGAAGACUAAGAUUGUCUAAGGUGUGUUUAUAUCAUCUGUCGCAAGAGAGAGAAAAUAGAACGAUUUGGUGUUAUUUGUCAAGAAGGAAAUCAUUGUGGUAUGAAGAAAUCAUUUCAUUUUCUAUACAGUGUGCCAUUUCAAGAUUCAAAUUUUCACAGUAACUCAUAUUAUAUCAGUGACAGUUACAAGUAUUCUCUAGUGAUAUCUAUCAACUGGAAGUUUUACUUUGUUGAUGAGGUGUAUGAUUGUUGCCAUUUUUUCUACCAAUUUUUAAUGGAAAUAUCAAGUAAUGUGCAACUUGAGUGUGAAAUGAUGACUUUGUAAUAUACAUAUUUUGAGUGUGUGAAUGUAGACUUCUCAGAGUGAAAGUUUCAUUUUAUAUUAUUUAUUAUUGUUUUCAUUUGGUUAUCUCCCCCUUCCCUCCAGAAAAAAAGAAAAAAAAAAUCUCUCAUUUUAUUUUUAUAUAGAGAUGGAAAACUUGUAUUAGCUUUAUUUGACAUAAUUAUAAUUGAUAAAGCAUUGAACUAGUUUUACAUUAUCCAACAGCCUCUUCCUUUAUUAUUUUGAGGAGUUUUAGGGUCAUGCCUUUUCCCGGCAACUUUUUAUUUUCAGUCAAUACUUGAUUGCACUUUUUUAACAUGGAUGUUUUUUCCUUCUUUGGACAAGAAUGCUUGAGAUAUAGUUUCUCCCAAGACGUAAUGUGUACAAAAAGGAUGUACAUAAUUCCUAGUUUUCUUUCUGUUGACUGAUGGAUGGUAAGCAGGAAAAAAGACAUUAGACAGUAUGAUUCGUGUUUGUCCAAAGAAAAACUUUUUUCUCAAGAAAACAAGUAAACAAAACAAAA